AUGGGCGAGUACUCGAAAUCACUUUCAUCGUACGAACGAUCACUUGAAAUCCGGAAAAUAGCUCUCCCUCCGAAUCAUCCCGACUUGGCUAUUUCCUACAGCAACAUCGGUUUGAUAUAUGAUAACAUGGGCGAGUACUCAAAGGCACUUUCAUCAUACGAACGAUCACUUGAAAUCCGAAAAAUAGCUCUCCCUCCGAAUCAUCCCGACUUGGCUACUUCCUACAACAACAUCGGUAUUAUGUAUAAAAACAAGGGCGAGUACUCCAAAGCACUUUUAUCGUAUGAGCGAUCACUUGAAAUCCGAAAAAUAGUUCUCCCUCCCAAUCACCCCGACUUGGCUGCUUCCUACAACAACAUUGGUAUCGUGUAUAAUAGCAUGGGAGAGUACUCGAAAGCACUUUCAUUGUACGAGCGAUCACUUGAAAUAAAGAAAAUAGCCCUCACUGAGAAUCAUCUCGACUUAGCUCCUUCCUACAACAACAUCGGUGUGGUGUAUCAAAACAUGGGCGAAUACUCGAAAGCACUUUCAUCGUACGAACGGUCACUUGAAAUAAAGAAAAUAGCUCUCCCUUCGAAUCAUCCCGUCUUGGCUACUUCCUACAACAACAUCGGUAUGGUGUAUGAUAACAUGGGCGAGUACUCAAAGGCACUUUCAUCAUACGAACGAUCACUUGAAAUCCGAAAAAUAGCUCUCCCUCCGAAUCAUCCCUACUUGGCUACUUCCUACAACAACAUCAGUAUUAUGUAUAAAAACAAGGGCGAGUACUCCAAAGCACUUUUAUCGUACGAACGAUCACUUGAAAUCCGAAAAAUAGUUCUCCCUCCCAAUCAUCCCGACUUGGCUGCUUCCUACAACAACAUUGGUAUCGUGUAUAAUAGCAUGGGUGUGUAUUCGAAAUCACUUUCAUCGUACGAACGAUCACUUGAAAUUCGAAAAAUAGCUCUCCCUCCGAAUCAUCCCGACUUGGCUACUUCAUACAACAACAUCGGUAUUGUGUACAAAAAUAUGGGCGAGUACUCCAAAGCACUUUCAUCGUACGAACGAUCACUUGAAAUCCGAAAAAUAGUUCUCCCUCCGAAUCAUCCCGACUUGGCUGCUUCCUACAACAACAUUGGUAUCGUGUAUGAUAGCAUGGGUGUGUAUUCGAAAUCACUUUCAUCGUACGAACGAUCACUUGAAAUCCAGAAAAUAGCUCUCCCUCCGAAUCAUCCCGACUUGGCUGCUUCCUACAACAACAUCGGUACGGUGCAUAAUAGCAUGGGCGAAUACUCGAAAGCACUCUCAUAUUACGAAAAAGAUCUCGAGAUCAGCCUGAAAGCUCUCCCUCCGAAUCAUCCGUCGUUGGCUGCUUCCUACAACAACAUCGGUGCGGUGUAUGAUAAUAUGGAAGAAUACUCGAAGGCACUUUCAUCAUACGAACGAUCACUUGAAAUUCAAAAAGUAGCUCUCCCUCCGAAUCAUCCCGACUUGGCUACUUCCUACAACAAUAUCGGCAUUGUGUAUAAAAACAUGGGCGAGUACUCGCAAGCAUUUCGAUAUUACAAAGAAGCCGAAGAGAUAUGGAAAAAAUCACUGCCAUCAAAUCAUCCGCAUAUUGCACUUGUGAAAAGUAACAUUGAGAUUGUGAAAAACAAAAUGUAG
Rotaria sordida is the source of this 1644-nucleotide messenger RNA. NCBI's taxonomy places the organism in Eukaryota, Metazoa, Rotifera, Eurotatoria, Philodinida, Philodinidae. The record is from the annotation of a GenBank genome assembly.